Mytilus trossulus (common blue mussel) is the source of this 1155-nucleotide messenger RNA. RefSeq lists its product as uncharacterized. Gene Ontology annotation, molecular function: acetylpyruvate hydrolase activity. The record is from RefSeq and is a predicted model, not a curated record. The transcript is spliced from 3 exons. Gene Ontology annotation, cellular component: mitochondrion. Lineage: Eukaryota; Metazoa; Mollusca; Bivalvia; Mytilida; Mytilidae. Bases 57 to 713 code for a protein of 218 amino acids.
UUUUAUCGUAGUGUGUUGAAAGGGAAUUAACUCCAGUUACAUUUUAAGUUGAACAAAUGGCAUCCAACCGACUAGCCCACUUUAGAGAGUUUGGGAAAAAGAUAGUUGCAGUAGGAAGAAAUUACAAGGCCCAUGCAGAAGAACUUGGAAACAAAGUCCCAGAAAAGCCAAUUAUAUUUACAAAACCAACGACAUCAUAUCUAUCACAAGGUCAUCCAAUAAAGUUUCCACCUGGUUGCACAGACCUUCAUCAUGAAGUAGAACUAGGUAUUGUUGUGGGAAAGAAAGGAUACCAAAUUCCCGAGGAGAAGGCGAAGGAAUAUAUUGGUGGCUACUUUGUAGCCCUAGACAUGACUGCGAGAGACCUCCAACUUGAAGCAAAAAAGAAUGGACAUCCGUGGACAUUGUCUAAAGGUUGGGAUACAUCUACACCAGCGGGCGAAUUUAUAGAAAAGGAUAAAAUUACUAAUCCACAAAAUCUUCAGAUAUGGUUGAAGGUGAAUGGUGAAAUGAGACAAAAUGGAAAUACUGCCGAUAUGAUAUUUAGCAUUAGUUAUUUGAUCAGCUUUAUUAGUAAAUAUAUGACACUGGAAGAGGGUGAUGUCAUACUAACUGGCACGCCCUCUGGUGUAGGUGGCCUAAAGGGAGGUGACGUUAUUGAAGCUGGAAUUGGUGAUGUUUCCAACAUAAAAUUUUCUGUGGAAUCAUCCUGAAACAUAUUGCAAUGCCUUUAAAACAUAUGUAUAUUUACGUUUAUCGCAUUAUUCAUAACUUUAUAGCAACAAUUAACCGGUCUUUAUAUUAUAUAAUUGGAAACAUACAACAAAGAGUGUAUUGUUCUAUUACAGUGUCAUUUCUGCGUCAUUUUGUCUCUUGUGAAGAUUUAUCCAAUUGGCAAUCAUACCACAUCUUCCUUUUUUUUAUCUUCUGUUGUUGUUUUUUUUUAUAAUUUCGAGAUAAAGAAAAAUAAAACCCGCAUUUUUUUUUAAACUCCGCAAAUUUUAUCUUUAAAUAUAUUUUUGAAGUAACUUAUUAAUUUCUGGAAGUGACACGCUGAUCCAAAAACUGUCGUUGCAUUAUUUGUUAAAUAUGAUAUGUUUAUUUUUACCUAUUAUGUACGUUUUAUUAUAUAUAUAAAGAUUACAACAUUGUCAA